AUGAGAUUUGCUAUGGUCCUGAUAUCAAGAUUAAAGCAAGGCUUUAUUUUUUUGCUAAUGCUAGCUUUAGUGUGCUAUCUAAUUCAAAUCCAGCCUGCCUUAUAUGAAUACCAAGAUUUUUCUCCAUCUGAGCCAUUAGUCAAUAUGUUUAAAACUCAGCCAUAUCUAUCUUUUGAAUGAUAUCCUAACUCAGACUAUCAAAAACACAAAAAUGUAUCUUUUUCAAUUGACGCUACAGAUAAUCUCAAUAAAUAUAGAGCUCACGGAUUUUGCAUUCCUGAAACAUGAGGCUACUCAGUAGAAGAAGCAAAUACAUACUUUCCAAAUGUCACCUAUCCAAAAUGCUCAGUUUUAAAUUCAAAUACCAAAGGAGAGGUUUUUCUCGACACAGAAGAAAAUUUAUUAGAGAUUAUUUGUCCACAAGGUUUUCAAGGGAGAUACAUUUUAGGAAAUGUAACAAAUCAAAAAUUAGUAUACAGGACUGAAGGGAAAUGAAUCCCAAAAAAUUAUAAGGGCCCAGUUGAGCUUAAUGGGUAUGAAGAAUACGUAAUUGCUUCUUGUAAAAAAGAAGGGCCAAUGGAUCUUGCACAAAUGAGGCCAAGGUACAAUAAAACAGCCCACAAAUUAGCACAAAAUAAAUGAAUAGAAGCCAAAAACUCAGUCAAUCAAGCUCAUAGUGAGCCUCUUCAUAUAGUCCAUUUAGUAUUAGAUAGCUUUAGCCGCAGACAUUUCUAUAGAAAGCUGCCUAAAACAGUAGCAUUGUUAAAAGAAAUUUAUCAAUCAAAUCUGUAUCAUAUUGAAGAUUUUUUGGUUUAUAACAUCAGAGGGCCUGGCUCAGUCCAAAACCAAAUACAAAUUUUAGGAAAUCAAUGAAUAAACCAAAACCAAAAAUACGUCCAAAAAGACCUAGUCGGAGAAAAUGCCAUUUGGAAUAUCCUAUCACAGUUUGGCUAUGUUUCUCUCCUCGGAAUUGAAAGUUGCAAUAAUGAAUUUGCUCUUUCUUUAGGCAGACAGCCAAAUGUCACUCAUUCUAUUAACGAGUUCUACUGUGGAGCCCAAAACUACUGUCAAUAUCACACUGAAAAAGAAUUUUCUGAACAAAGAUGCAUAGGAAAGCAAAUGUCUCAUUACUAUACAUUUGAGUACGCAAAAGAGUUUAGAGAGCUUUAUAAAGACAUAAAUCAGUGGAUUUAUUUACAUCUUGAUGCAGCCCAUGAGUACACAGGUCAGCAUGCAGCUACAUUAGAUGAUGAUUUAGAAGAUUUCAUCAGAAACGUCACAUCUCCUUAUACUUUAAUCGUGAUUGAAGGAGACCAUGGUAUGCGCUAUGGAGAAUGAUUCACAAAAAUCCAGGGUUUUAUGGAAUAUAGACUCCCUGCAUUAUUUUUUUUAAUUCCUCAUGAAAUUAUGGCAGAUUAUGAUUAUUCGUAUUCCAAGUUAAGCCUGAAUUCGGAAAGACUUGUGACUAAGCAAGAUGUAAGGUCGACUGUUCUUAGUAUCGCCCAUGGCUGAAUGGGCCGAUUUUUCAGCGAUGACUUUGACGCAGUCUUCUUAUUAAAAUGGGAAGUCGACCAAUGAAGAACGUGCUGGGAUGCGGGGAUUUCUAACUGGCUGUGCUCUUGUAAUGAAUUUUAUACAUAUGAUAAGCUUAAAUUUGAUAGUGAAUAUGAAGAAAACGAGUUUAAAGAGCUUGCAGAAUAUUUAGCAGAAGAAAGCGUUUUUACAAUGAAAGAAAGGCUUUAUGCAAGUGUAAGCAGAAACAGCAUUUGUAAAGAUUUUUCCUUGGGAGAUAUAAUUUCUGUUCAUUAUUUGAGAAUUUAUAAGACGAAAUUUAUGCUGAAAAUCGUUUUUUCGGUGGAAGAAAAACCGACUGUAAAAUUUGAAGUUUUGGUAUUUGUGGCUUCUGAUUUUUUGUAUGGAGUUGAUGAGAGCAGCUAUCCAAUACAAGCUGUGUAUUUGAAAUCUAGAAAAGCGAUGUUUAGAAUACAAUAUAUUAAUAGGCUUGAUAAAUAUGAAGGAUGUGAAGACCAAGCAAUAAAGAUCGGAGCGAAUCCUCAAUAUUGUUUAUGCGAAUAA
Messenger RNA from Blepharisma stoltei, 2076 nucleotides. The record is from the annotation of a GenBank genome assembly. NCBI's taxonomy places the organism in Eukaryota, Ciliophora, Heterotrichea, Heterotrichida, Blepharismidae.